Molecule: messenger RNA, 4627 nt
Organism: Pogonomyrmex barbatus (red harvester ant)
Lineage: Eukaryota; Metazoa; Arthropoda; Insecta; Hymenoptera; Formicidae
Gene: Sara
Product: Smad anchor for receptor activation
Biological process (GO): endosomal transport
Cellular component (GO): early endosome membrane
Molecular function (GO): metal ion binding
Source: RefSeq, a predicted model, not a curated record
UGGCAACACUGUGAUCUCCAGGUAUCUAAGCUCUAUGACAAGUGUAGGAUGACAGUUCCGUCAUACGAGAAGAUAUAUGUGAUGCGAAAUGGCUGUUAUAUUGUUCUGUAAAUCGUUUUAAGUAACACACAAAGUCGAAGUGAUUCCGAGAUCGCGACGUGCUGAAUUUUAAGACGGACGUGUCAUGCCUCGAGAAUCGUGGCAUUCGAUAAUCGUCGAAUUUAAGUCACGCGUACGCUGUGUCUGACGCUGACUAUCGGCACAACCUGUUUCUCGCAUUUACGAAGUUAAAGUUAAAACAAAUUUCUGGAACAAGUAUUAAAUGUUGAAACGUGAAUCUCAUUGAUUACUUGACAUUAGUGUUGUACGUCGAGAGCCGUGUUUUACUUAUGUAGAUUAUUGUAUAUUAAUUAAUUAAUGGAAUCGUAUAUACGGUCAUCGAAAAUCGGAUAUCUGUUUGAUCAAGUUAUUUAGUGAAAACACAAUUGGAAACGUUUUGUGACGCCAUGGAAAAGUUUAUGAUCGACUUGGAUAAAGUUCUCAAUGACUUCGAAUUCAAUGAAGAUUGUGCAGAGCAAAUAGCAUCAGUAGCAAAUUCUACAAUUACUGUAUCAGCUGUGGAAAAAUGUGCUAACGAAUCUGUACCUUCGAGAACCAGUCAUCUUAAUCCCGAGAAAGAUGUAUCAAUCGAUGUAGUAUCACCUGUUGAAAAACACAAAGAUACUCGACCAUUAGAAAUUGAUUCCAAUUAUUCGUCGAGUGAAAAGAGCAUAGUAUUUAUAUCAGAUAGUAAAGAUUCUGUAAGUAACCUCUAUACGCAUGAUUGUAUUAAUGACAUCAAAACUGGACAGAAACCAUGUGUUUAUACUCAUGAUUCUGAUCAAGUGUCUUUAACAAUGUAUAAUGACAUAUCACACAAUUCGAUGCAGAAACAAUUGAAUACAAAUAGCGAUUCAAAAGAUGUUGAUAGGUACGACCAAAAGUUAAAUCAACCAAAUUUCAAGCCUAGUAUUAGCAAUGUGUUUAAUAGUUUAAAUGAAUAUAUUAAUGCUCCCACUGGAAGUUUAAAUUACAUUGAUUCUAUAUUAGAUAAAACAGAUGAUUUAUCUAAAAAAUCCACAGAUACUAUAGCGGGGAAAGAUUUUAGAUCAAGUAGAGAUGUGACGAUUAAUGAACGUUCAGUAUCAACAGAGAAAGAAGUAGUAAACUUAACAGACAAAAAUUCUUUAGAGCAGAAAAAUAUUUUACCGCUAGAAUCGAGUACAUUUGUUGAAGUUAAAAGUGGUAACAAACAGGAUAAUACAAUACAGAAUGUUACAUUUCUUCAUUCUACUCUACAAUCUGAAGAAAAUAAUAGCGAUACUACAAUUUCUAUAACGAAUACGGCCAUCUCAAAACACAAUAAUAAUAAUAUUAUUGUAGAUACAAAACCAUCUACUAAUAAAAAUGAUAUUGAUAAAAAAGUUAAUGAUUACACGUUAACAGAAAAUUCUGAUAAUAUUAUUAGUAAACAGAAGCAAUUAAAUUUGGACAGUCGAGAUUCCAUUGAUAAAUAUAUGUUUGUCGAAACUAAAGAAAACAUAGUGGAGAAUGUUAUAAAAUUGAAUAAAAAUCUUCCGAAGAAUGAAAAUUAUGAUAAAAAUGUAGAAACAGCUAUGGAUAACAGUGUUUUUUCUAAUGUACAUACGACAUAUACAAUUAAUACCAAUGAUGAUUUUUCUGAAGAAGAACUAAACCAAUAUUUGUUGGAAUUAGAAAAAGAAGAAAGUUCUAAGAUAGAAAAAAUAUCACAUUCAGAUGAUACUUGGUUGCCAAAAUCAUAUAAUGAAUUGACAAGUAACAAAGAAAAGAAUACAACUCAAUGUCAACAAGAUGACGAAGAUGUUAACGAAGCGCCAAUAUUUGAGAAAAUUAUGAUUGGUGAACUUCCAAAAAUAUCACAAGAAGAAUUUCAUGAGAAAACAAAGAAAUUUUCUGUAAUUGAUUAUAGCACAGAUGUAUGCAAUGAAAAUGUAAUGGAUGCAAAGUGUAAUAACAUAGUAAAAAUUACUUCGCAUGAAAAAAGUAAUCAACUAAAAGAUGUACAAAAUAACGAGCUAGACAAAAUGACAAAAGAUAAUAUAAUUGAAAGUCAAGAUGUAGUGGUACAAGAGAGUACGUUACAAGAUUUAUCGCGUAUUGCCAUUGAAGAAAAAGUGACAUCAAAAUUUGAACAUAUUGGAGGACAGUUGUGUAAUAAUAGUAACAAUAUUAAUAUAACACAAAAAUUACAAGAUUCAACUGAAAGUACUUUAUCACAGAAUGACAAAAGUGAUGUUUUAUUAAAUUUAUCUGAAAACAAACAGGAUCAUGACAAGAAAGUAUAUUAUCAAGAUAUUACUGAUAAUAGUAAAGAAGAUGUACACGAAACUAAAAUACAUAACAGUGAGAAGAUUUCCAAAAUGGAAACUGUAUCUAAAAUUGCUGAUGCUUGUGCAGUCUCUCAUGUGAAGGAAAAUGAUCAGGAAGCCGAGAAACCAACUCGACCUCAAACAUUGGAUAUUGUUUUAAUACAUAAAGAUGAUUCUCAUACGCCUGAAUCUUCAAGCGCCGUACCAGGGGAAUUAGUAGAACCUUCAGAGAUUGAUGCUACUGUUGAUGAAGAUCGGGGUGCUUCAUCAGAUAUUUCCGAUAAUUCUUUAGUUGAAUGUAAUACAGUAUUGGGAAAACAGCCUCCAUUUUGGGUUCCGGAUAGUGAUGCACCUAGUUGUAUGUUGUGCGAUGUUAAAUUUACUGUACUUAAAAGACGUCAUCAUUGCCGUGCUUGUGGUAAGGUAUUAUGUAAUAAAUGUUGCAAUAUGAAAUAUCGAUUGGAAUAUCAGGGAAACAUCGAUUCUCGUGUUUGUGUCUCAUGUUAUCAUCUACUCACAAAAGCAGAAAACGAACAGAAUAGUGAUUGGUCAGCCGGCUAUAAUUCAUAUACCGAUUGUAGCAAUGCUAAUUCCGCACAGGUGAGACAGCCUAAUCCAAAUAAUCCCAUGGAGUACUGUUCAACUAUACCACCCUUGCAACAGUUAGCUGGCGCGUUGCCACCACCACCAACUGUGAUGGUACCUGUGGGUGUUCUAAAGAGAGAAGGUUCAAAGCAUCGUGCAGAAGGACAGAAAUCUGUAAUGUUUAGUGACGUUAUCGACUUUGCUCUUGCAGGUAAUACAAUGACGGAACUCGGAUUUUCAAUAUAUCAAGGUACUAAUUUGUUGGGUUCACGCGAACACGCGGGAUUUCUUUUUAUUCGCCAGACAUUGCAAUGUUUACAAAAGAUUAUUUUACCGCCUGCACCUUUUUUGAUUGGACUCUUGAUUCACAGAUGGGAAACUCCUUGGGCUAAAGUAUUCCCAUUAAGGCUUCUGUUACGUCUCGGAGCAGAAUACCGUUAUUAUCCUUGUCCAUUGGUAUCAGUUCGUUUUCGAGAUGCAUUAUAUUUUGAGAUUGGACAUACCGUCAUGAAAGUAUUAGCGGAUUUUAGAAAUUUCAGCUAUACUUUGCCAGGAGUGAGGGGCUUAACGAUUCAUCUUAAAAACCGUACGACGGAUGUUAUGUUUCCUAGAAAUCGAUACGAUCAAGUUAUAAAAGGGCUUCAUAAUUCGAACGAUCACGUCUUAGCUUAUGCUUCGAACUUUAGUAUAACUGCUGAUUCACAUUUAGUUUGCAUACAAACAAAUACUGGUGAUGAAAGCAGCUAUCAAACGCAAGCGAUAAAUAUUCACAACAAACCGAGAACAGUAACUGGCGCCAGUUUUAUUGUCAUCAAUGGUGCUCUGAAAUCUUCAAUGGGACUUUCUGCUAAAUCUAGUAUCGUCGAGGAUGGAUUAAUGGUUGAAAUAAUGCCAGAAAAAAUGGAAGCAUUGAAAGCUGCUCUUAAAAAUAUGCAGGAUUUUUCGAUCGGUUGCGGACAUCAAGGAGCAUUGGAACCGGAUGAGACUGUAAACAUAAAGUGGGUCGACAAUGACGUACUAUUUAACUUGGGAGUCAAAAGUCCUAUUGAUGGACAAUUGAUGGAUGGUAUACCCUCUAUUAGAGUACAUAAUGGCAUCGAUUAUAAAGGUGCAACUCGAUUCAUACGUUGGACAGAAGUAUUCAUUAUAAAAUCAGAUGAUCAUUCAAAUGGUGUAAAUGAACCUGUGGAUAUAAAUAAACUAUCUAGCAGUAUAGCAAAAGCAACGUGUGCAGCAUUGGUUAAGUUAUUGGAUCUUCUUGCAACAGCAGGUUUAACGAAACUUGGUGUUCGAACAACAAUUCAUCCAGAUAAUGUGGGCUAUGAAGCUGGAAGUGAAGGUACAAGAUUGCCGCCAAUAUAUAUGAAAAGCUUAGACAAUGAAUUAAUUCAAGUUUUACAUAAAGCUGUGCAAAGCAGUCAAGAUGCGCAUACAGUGCUUGAAUUGAUAUUUUACGUGCUUGAGGAUUAAAGAGAUAGAUUAAAGAAUGGAUGUAUAUGCUCUAUAUUUUUCGAUCUGAUGUUUUCAGAUAACAUUGAAUAACUUUCAUUCAACAUGAAAGAUGUGCAAUUGCAUUGAAUAUUAUACAGCAGUUGUAUGAUUUGUAUGUAUUAUCUUUUAUUUUGUAUAAUUUUGUUUUAUAAUUCAAGAUA